Molecule: messenger RNA, 1083 nt
Organism: Vanrija pseudolonga
Lineage: Eukaryota; Fungi; Basidiomycota; Tremellomycetes; Trichosporonales; Trichosporonaceae
Exons: 1
Coding region: 1-1083 (360 amino acids)
Source: RefSeq, a predicted model, not a curated record
AUGCCGCCAGACGAGAGCUCCCCCCACGCCCCGGUACAGAUCGACCACCUGGCCCUCCCGCACGUCUUCGAAGCGAUCCUCGCGGCCUCCUCGCUCCCCUCGCUGCUCGCCUUCCGAGCGACCGCACGGGCCGUGCACGACCAGGUCGACGACCUGCUCGUGACGCCGCACAUCGCCAUCGCCUCCGACGGCCACACGCUCGCCGUGCGCGACGACGGCACACCCGCCGCCCGCAUCCCAAAGCAGGACUGGACGACCACCCCGGCCCUCGUGCAGCGCGUGACGACCCUCAGUGUCCACAACCCGGCGACCACGACGUCGCGCGUCUCGACGUGCGGCGACGACGGGUUCGACGACGGCGAUGCAGGUUGCGAGCGGGCUAUGCACGACGUCGCGGCCCUCAAGCGCCUGCUGCGCUCGCUCCACCCCUCGGUGGUGCGGUUCGUCAACUACGAGUGCGCCGACAUGGUCACGCUCGAGGCGCUGCGGAUCUUCCCGCACGCGGUCGCGCAGGUCGACAUGCUGCCCGAGACGCCGAUGCAGGCCUCCCCGCCGGAAGCGUACCUCCCGCCACUGCACGCGCGCGAGGUGACCCUCAACCUCGGCUGGGACCCAGUCUAUGCCAACCUGGCCAAGUUUAGUCGGCUCAACGUGCGCUUUGCGCCGAGCGUCCGCGCGUUGAAUGUGCUGUUCACGCCGAGGCCGGGCGCAGCGCCGCAGCCUGAUCCGCGGAAGGGCAGGCCAGCGUGGCGCGGCGGCGGCGGGCUGCUUAUCGACCAGGUAUGCUGGCUCGUCGCGAGCUUUCUGGCGCGGUCCAACGCCAACAACCUGCCUCGGGUCACGCUCGUCGACGUCGAAGCGUGGGACCCGACAUGGUACGUCAACGGCUCGAUGGCAUCCCCGCCGUUCGUUACCCGUCCCCGCGUGUUCAAGCUCUCGACGACGAUACAGACGGAGCUCACCCGCAACUAUGGCCUCACGCCGGCCGAGGCCGCUACGAGGACACGCACGAUCGAGUUUCCGCGGCUGGAUGAGUAUGUUGGGAGCGUGGGUAAGGAGUUUCACGACCUCGUGAGGGGGUAG